This is a messenger RNA of Protopolystoma xenopodis, 237 nucleotides long. Lineage: Eukaryota; Metazoa; Platyhelminthes; Monogenea; Polystomatidea; Polystomatidae. The record is from the annotation of a GenBank genome assembly.
AUGCAAGACGGAGGACCGCUUACCUCAGAGGUGUAUGGAAAAUCCACAGUCUACGCAGUCGUCAAGGCGGGCAGCGCCGGGCGGGGUACUUCCAGGCAUGGAGAGGAUAGAGGAUCCGGUGGUCUUCACACAUGCACCACACAAGUAGGCACAAAUGCACCAGCCGCCGGGGCCCAUUCGACACGUCCUCGGACGGACGAGCGUCGAGCAGGUACUUCACACUCACACUCACACUAA